AUGGGUGGUAAACCCUCUCAAAUCUCGAUUCAUACUAGUGAGAAAUCUGCUGAUUUUAUUAAUAGCACUAAAAAGGAAACUGAUAUCACAAGCUAUAAUGAAUCCAUCAUCUCUGAAUCGGAGGAGGCAGAAGAGUCUGCGAAUAACCCCUUUUUGAACGAAAAGUUUAAGGAAAAAUAUAUUAGAUUAUAUGAAGAUACCAGAUAUGAGUGCCGUUCAAGUCUUGAUGCUAAUUUCAAAUGGACCAAACAAGAGCAACGGAGGAUAACCUGGAAACUAGAUUUAACUGUGACCCUUAUGGCAUGUUUUUUCUUUGUUUCCUUGAAUAUGGAUAGGGGGAACCUAGCUCAAGCGGUAUCUGAUAAUAUGUUGAAAGAUUUGAAAAUGACAACAAAUAAUUACAACACUGGUAAUACUAUUUUUUAUGUUUGCUUUUUAGCUGCUGAGUUGCCAUCCCAAUUAAUUUCUAAAAGGUUGGGUGCUGAUGUCUGGAUUCCGAUUCAAAUGACAUUAUGGUCAAUAGUUACCAUUUGUCAGUUUAAGCUUGGUGGUAGGCACAGUUUUUAUGCAUGCCGUGCUUUGCUAGGUUUAUGUGAAGGCGGAUUUAUCCCUGAUCUUAUAUUGUGGCUUUCUUAUUUUUACACUUCUGCUGAACUAUCCAUUAGAUUGUCUUUCUUCUGGACUGCCAUGUACUUCACCAAAAUCAUAAACUAUUUAAUUGCCUAUGGAAUUUUACACAUGAGAGGUGUUCGAGGACAUGCAGGCUGGCAAUGGCUUUUCUUGAUUGAAGGUUUAUUGACUCUUGUCGUUGGUAUCUCCGCCUUUUUUUUGAUGGUUCCUUCUCCAGUUCAAACGAAAAAACCAUGGAACCCAAAAGGUUGGUUUACAGAGAGGGAGGAAAAAAUUGUUGUCAAUAAAGUCCUUAGAGAUGAUCCAACAAAGGGUGAUAUGCAUAACAGGCAAGGGUUAAACCUCAAGAUGUUAGUUGAAGCCAUUAGUGACUGGCAUCUCUGGCCAAUUUACUUUAUUGGACUCAUUGCAUAUAUACCAGAAAACACAAUUGAAAGUUAUAUGACUUUGCUCCUUAGAGACAUGGGAUUCAGCACCUUCCAUACAAAUUUGCUUUGUAUCCCUUACAAUUUUCUGAGAAUUAUCAUGCUAUUAUUGACAACAUGGUUGAGUGAGAGAGUCACCAAUAUAUUUGGGACUGCUCUAAUUCAACCGUUAUGGACAAGCGUUUGCAUUGGAGUCUUGAGGUUCUGGAGUGGAAACUUUUACGAGAAAUGGCAGACAUAUGCCUUGUUAACAGUGUUUUUGUCUGUUCCUUAUAUUCAUGCAAUGAUGGUCUCGGCAACUUCCAGAAAUUCAAAGAGUAUCAAGACUAGAACUGUUGGAUCCUCUCUAUACAAUAUGUUUGUCCAGACUGGUUCUAUUAUCUCGUCAAACAUCUAUCGUACAGACGAUAAACCUCUUUAUCACAAAGGUAACUCUGUAUUAUUUGCUUUUGCUUUGCUUAUGUUUCCAACAUUAAUUGCAACUAAAUAUUUCUACCGUCGCUUAAACUCAAAACGGGAUGAGAUUUGGAACAACAUGUCAGAUCAAGAACGUGAUGAAUAUAUUGCGACAACUACAGAUAAAUAUUCUAGCCGUCUAGAUUUUAGGUAUGCCCAUUGA
Pichia kudriavzevii is the source of this 1674-nucleotide messenger RNA. RefSeq lists its product as uncharacterized. The record is from RefSeq and is a predicted model, not a curated record. Gene Ontology annotation, molecular function: transmembrane transporter activity. NCBI's taxonomy places the organism in Eukaryota, Fungi, Ascomycota, Pichiomycetes, Pichiales, Pichiaceae. Gene Ontology annotation, biological process: transmembrane transport. Bases 1 to 1674 code for a protein of 557 amino acids. Gene Ontology annotation, cellular component: membrane. The transcript has a single exon.